UAUUGCACUACUAAUUUAAUUUAGUCUGUUAGGAAGUAGCCAAAUUCAAUCUUGCUCACAGAGCUACUCAGAAGGUCGCUGCUUACACUGCACAAUGGCAUUCCCAACGAACGAGGUUUCGGCUACCACUAAUGAUGUUGAAACAGUUUUGAACGAAAUAUGUGAAGUGCUCAAAGCCCAUGAAGACAGAUAUGAUGGUGUAAUUGUUGACAUAGAGAAUAUGCAGAACGAUGCUUGUCGUUUUGCAGCUUCACUGAAGGCAUCACUUUCUCAAUGGGCACGCCAGGGAAAGAAGGCGGUGUGGAUUAAAGUUCCCAAGGAACAGGCGAAACUAGUACCCGUUGCGAUUGAGGUGGGAUUUGGGUACCACCACGCAGAGCCUUCAUAUGUGAUGUUAGUGCAUUGGAUCCCUCAAACUCCCCCCACCGUCCCUGAUAAUGUUUCACAUCAAGCGGGAGUUGCAGCUUUUGUAUUCAACGAGGACGGAGAGGUAAAGAUGUAAUCCAGUUCUUAUAUA
This is a messenger RNA of Cryptomeria japonica (Japanese cedar), 517 nucleotides long. RefSeq names its product nudix hydrolase 8-like. NCBI's taxonomy places the organism in Eukaryota, Viridiplantae, Streptophyta, Pinopsida, Cupressales, Cupressaceae. The transcript has 4 exons. Gene Ontology annotation, molecular function: NADH pyrophosphatase activity; ADP-ribose diphosphatase activity; NAD binding. The coding region runs from base 95 to 502 and encodes 135 amino acids. The record is from RefSeq and is a predicted model, not a curated record.